CCAACAUCUUCAACAGCAAUCCGAUCUUCCCCCGCCCCCGAUGCCCAUCAGAGUCUGGCCCAGUAUGUCGAAGUUCCUCCUCCUUAGGCAUUGGUCGCGAAUGGCCGCCCUCCUUUCCACUAGUGGAGUCCACUACCGGUCUUCUACAGUCCUUCCUCCACAUGUCUAUAUCAGGACGGCUGCCAGCGUCUACUCUGCCACUUUGAGCAAAGGGGUAUAUCCAUCUAUGACCGUUGCAACACUCUGGGGCCACACAGGGGUUAUAAUCUAG
Laccaria bicolor S238N-H82 is the source of this 271-nucleotide messenger RNA. RefSeq lists its product as uncharacterized. The transcript has a single exon. The record is from RefSeq and is a predicted model, not a curated record. Lineage: Eukaryota; Fungi; Basidiomycota; Agaricomycetes; Agaricales; Hydnangiaceae. The coding region runs from base 41 to 271 and encodes 76 amino acids.